This is a messenger RNA of Cryptococcus wingfieldii CBS 7118, 795 nucleotides long. RefSeq lists its product as hypothetical. The record is from RefSeq and is a predicted model, not a curated record. Bases 1 to 795 code for a protein of 264 amino acids. Gene Ontology annotation, molecular function: phosphatase activity. NCBI's taxonomy places the organism in Eukaryota, Fungi, Basidiomycota, Tremellomycetes, Tremellales, Cryptococcaceae. The transcript has 7 exons.
AUGUCCACUGAAGAGAUCCCCAAGUCCGUCUUGCCUUAUCCUCCCAUCCACAAGGACGCCCAGUUCGUCGUCCUCUCUGACUGGGAUGGAACUAUCACCGACAGAGACAGCAAUGACUUGCUGGUGGACAACCUUGGUUUCGGUUUCGACAAGAGACGUGCUUUGAACAUUGAAUGCCUCGAGGACCGAAUCUGCUUCAGGGAUACCUUCAAGGAGAUGCUCGAGUCUAUUGACAAGCCUUUCGAGGAGUGCAAGGAGUACCUCAAGCAGCACAUCAAGCUCGACCCUGGGUUUGAAAAGUUCUACAAGUACUGCCGGGCCAACGGUAUCCCCGUUGUCAUUGUUUCUUCCGGUAUCGAGGCCAACAUUCGCGCUGUCCUCUCUACUCUUCUCCCUGGCCCCGAGGCCGAGGAGAUCGAGAUCAUUGCCAACGACGUCAAGUUUACCGACUCCGAGGGCAAGGGCGACAAGUGGGAUAUUGUCUUUAGGCACCCUACCAGUGGCUUCGGACACGACAAAUCUAGGGCCAUCUUGCCUUACCGUGACUUGCCCCACAGGCCUACUCUAUUCUUCUGUGGUGACGGUGUCUCUGACUUGUCUGCUGCUAAGCAUGCCGACUUGCUCUUUGCCAAGACCAUGCCCUCCGGCCACUCUGAUCUCCAAACUUUCUGCCAAAAGCAAAAGAUCAACCACCUUCCCUUCGUCGACUUCAACAAGGUUCUCGAAAAGUUGCAGGAGGUUGUGGCUGGCAAGACUGUCGACGACAUCUUGUCGGAAGAGGGCAAAAAGUACUGA